AUGCAAAUCAAGAACACCCUCGCCGUGGCCGCCAUGGCUGGUGCCGCCGUCGCUGCCGACGCCAACAACUCGACCUUGAUUGCUGCCACUGCCGCGCCGUCGCUGGUGGCGUCGGCUUGUCUGUUUGACAAGUUCACCGCCACUGCCACCGCCCAGAUCCAGCAGGUGGCUGCCUGUGCCACCGCCGUCGGUGACAUCACCAUCCAGGGUUCCGACCUCAACCAGGUCGACUUGACCGGUGUCCACGCCAUUUUCGGGUCGGUCAACAUCAACAACGUCCCCCAAAUCAACCAGAUCCUCGCCCCCGACCUCCAGACGGUGUCGAAGGACUUUGAAGUUGUCAACGCCACCGUGUUGAAGGAAAUCAACCUCGCCCAAUUGACCACCGUCGGUUCGUUGUCGCUCAAGGCGCUUUCGCAAUUGGACAAGUUGGAAUUGACCACGGGUUUGACCUCCGCCGACUCGGUGGUGAUCGCCGACACUGGUUUGUCGUCGUUGGAAGGUAUUGAUGUCUACGAACUUAAGAACUUUGACGUCAACAACAACCCCAACAUUGAAAAGAUCAAGUCCGACUUGAAGCUGGUCACCGGUCUCCUUUCCAUCUCAUACAACUCGCAAGACGUCGACGUCGCCUUGGACCAAUUGACCUCGGUCGCUGACCUUAACUUGCAAGCCAUCAAGUCGUUCUCGGCUAAGAACUUGACCUCGGUGAACGGGACGUUGUCGUUGAUCGGCACGUCGGUGAAGGACUUUGAACUCAACAACGUUGAACUGAUCCAAAAGUCGUUGGCCAUCAACGAAAACUCGGACUUGACCCAACUUAACUUCACCAAGUUGAACCAAAUCGGUGGUGCCCUCACCAUCGGUGACAACGACAAGCUUAAGAGCUUUGACAGCUUCCCUAAGUUGACUCAAAUUGGCGGUUCCGUCAACUUGACCGGGUCGUUCGACAAGGGCGACUUCCCCGAAUUGAAGAGAGUGGCCGGUGGUUUUGAAUUGGACUCCGACGGUGACUUGACUUGUGACGCCUUCCAAAAAUUGAACAGCAACAGCGUCAUUAAGGGUGACGAGUUCAAGUGCAAGGCUAAGCAAGAAGAAACCUCGUCGUCGUCGUCUAAGGCGGGCAACUCCUCGGGUCUCGCCACCUCGUCGUCUACCGGUGACAGAGCCGCUGAAGAAACCUCGUCGUCGUCGUCGUCGGGCUCGGGCUCUGACUCGAAGUCGUCGUCUUCGGGAUCCGGAUCCGCUAAGUCUUCGGGCUCCUCCUCCAAGUCGGGCGCCUCGGGCGUCUCGGGCAAGCUGGCCCUUUUCGCCGCCUUGUUUGUCGCUGUCGGCGCCGCCCUCUUCUAA
This is a messenger RNA of Diutina rugosa, 1350 nucleotides long. RefSeq names its product Ecm33p (gene ECM33). The record is from RefSeq and is a predicted model, not a curated record. Gene Ontology annotation, cellular component: plasma membrane; fungal-type cell wall. Bases 1 to 1350 code for a protein of 449 amino acids. The transcript is spliced from 2 exons. Lineage: Eukaryota; Fungi; Ascomycota; Pichiomycetes; Serinales; Debaryomycetaceae. Gene Ontology annotation, biological process: fungal-type cell wall organization.